CCUGGGUAAGAGGGAGGACGCAGCUACCAGAGAAGAGUCUGAGAGAGAGAGAGAGAAAGAGGGAGCGAAGAUGGGGGGAGGAAUGGAAGCGCACAAGAACAAGUUCAUAGAAGAUUGGGGCUCGGCGCGGGAGACCCUGGAGCACAACUUCCGGUGGACUCGCCGGAACUUCGCCCUCGUCGGCAUCUUCGGCGUCGCCAUCCCCCUCCUCGUCUACAAGGGCAUCGUCCGCGAAUUCCAUAUGCAGGAUGAGGAUAAUGGAAGGCCAUACAGGAAGUUCCUCUAACUGGUUUCAAAGUGAAACGACAUAAUAAUUCACUGUGGAUGUACUUGAACCACAUAAUUCGGAUCAAGUUUUUCUUGUGAAAUCUCUUUGCUGUGUCUUUUCAGUAUUUUGAUGUGCGGCAGCUCAAUGCUUAUGGUUGAACUCUGAUUCUUCCCAUUUUUGUGCUUUUUCAACUCUCUCUUUCUCCUGCUC
Messenger RNA from Eucalyptus grandis, 478 nucleotides. RefSeq lists its product as uncharacterized. Lineage: Eukaryota; Viridiplantae; Streptophyta; Magnoliopsida; Myrtales; Myrtaceae. The coding region runs from base 71 to 286 and encodes 71 amino acids. The record is from RefSeq and is a predicted model, not a curated record. The transcript has 2 exons.